UUUAAUUUGACUAUUAUUGCUAUUUCACGAUGAAAUUCAUAACAGUUGCUAUGUUUUGCUUUCUUUUUGUAGUCAAUACAGCCAUCCCAUAUAAUAAAACAGAAUCUUGCGAAGAUCCCAAUGCUCACUUUGGUUGUGAAUUUCCGUGUAUACCAACGUGCCACGUUCGUCAAUUCGCAUACUGCGGAACAAAGUGUGUUGAUGGUUGUUAUUGUAACGACAAUUACAUCCUUAGUAGAGAACAAGGAAAAUGUGUUCUUAUAAAAGAUUGCUUCCCUCACUAACAAUUAUAUUUAUAUUAUGUACUGUAAUAUAUAUUAGAAUUUAAAACUUGUAGACGUAUUUUUAAUAAUUCAUAGAAUAAUAA
Messenger RNA from Diabrotica balteata, 367 nucleotides. The record is from the annotation of a GenBank genome assembly. NCBI's taxonomy places the organism in Eukaryota, Metazoa, Arthropoda, Insecta, Coleoptera, Chrysomelidae.